Messenger RNA from Marchantia polymorpha subsp. ruderalis, 3376 nucleotides. NCBI's taxonomy places the organism in Eukaryota, Viridiplantae, Streptophyta, Marchantiopsida, Marchantiales, Marchantiaceae. The record is from the annotation of a GenBank genome assembly.
AUUCCUGAAGCUUCGGAAGCAUCGGCUGGCUAGUUUCCUGCAGCUCGACGAUGAAGCAAGGUCUCUUCUCGGCUGUCCAAGAUGAAAUUCAAAAGUCGGAGGGCGAUUUUGUUCUUAAAUAGUGCGCCGUGCGCGAGAGCAUGGGAUGUUCACGAUUCCGCAUGAUAUAGCUCGCUGUUCACCGAAGUCGACGAUGGCAGAGCUGUUCGAAGUCGACAAUUUCAUCUCUGUCGUGAAAAUCACUCUCACAUUCGCUGGUAGGUUACGAUUCGAUGUAGAUGGGCCUAUGUCGAUGCACCGCCAGUUCAUCAGCUACACCCGAAUCCAUCUGCAUCCGUCUCAGAACCCUGAAAGUGAUCGCUCUCUACAAGAAGCGCGAAAGGAGAUUGUGAACAAUUUUACCGGCUGGCUCCCCUUGAGAUUGUUCAGUGGAGCUCUGAACGAAGGUGUUCAAGGAUUUUAAGGUCUGGUGAUGACCAGGCGUCUGAUUUACGACUGUAGGCAUGGUCCCACGGAAGCUGCAGGGCAAUGGGAUUCGCACCCUGACUUGCUCUGUUUGUCGGUGACUUAGAUUCUUCUUCGAAACUAUUUUCAAUCAAGAUAUGGGAAGAGCUGAAAACUUUUUGGAGCGCCAGGUUCAGCAAGAAAGGCGACUCGCAGCCCAAGAAGAGUCGAGCCGUCGACCUCGAAGGCCCAUUACCGAUUUUGGGAAAGUGGCUCUGCGUGAUGCAUAUGACACGUUUAGAACAGAACUUGGCCACAUUUUGCGCGGAUCUGAGAAUUCUCCUUCUGCGACAGAGAAGGACAAUUUUCUGGUUUAUCCUGCCUCUAAGCAUACCGAACUUGAAGCCGAGCCUAUCUCCAUUAGUUCCACGGAUUACUUCACGGCCACAGUGGUUGGGAGCUCACAACUUGGGAAAACUACUAUGCUCAAUUCCUUAGUUCAACUCUUUGGUUAUAAUCAACCGGCUGGACGUAUGUUUCCAGAUGUGGAUCUUCUACCGACCCACGAUAAAGAUCGAGCUGGCCUUCCUUUCCCUCUGAGGAUUGAGUACCACGACAAUUUUCAGAUACAUUUUACGAGAUGGACAGCGCAGGAGUUGGAGGAUCUUAUGCAGAUUGUAGCUAGCGAGGCAGUAAAUCUUGAUCCAGACUUCUUCGAUCAGUUAGAGUUUCAAGAAUUCGAGGAGAAUUCUUUCAUGCAGUUUGUCUGUGACCAUUGCCAAUUGGAUGAGGAUGGAAAGCUUACGUGCGCAUCUAAAGCAGCUGUACUUUUACAAGCCGAUGGAGGGGAGGAGGAAAAGGACUUCUCGAACGAGCACACAGAGAAACAGACUGUUGCUGACAUAGUCCGGGAGGUUCAUAAAUACCUUUCCUCGAUUCCCACUCAACAGUGGUUCCGGUACAAAACUGUCACAUUGCGAUGUCCUUCCGUGCUUUUGGAGGAGAUGGGGGUCAACUCUAGCUUCUCUUCUCCACCAUGCAUUUUGGACCUACCCGGUGUUGGUAUAGUCCAUGACAAUAAUUUUUUAGUGGAGGAACUUGUACGCAGGAAUGUAAGCUCUGCAGAUACCAUCAUCAUUUUGACAGGGCAACGCAGUUUUACGGAGGAUGUUAUCAAAGUGCUCCGGUCCUCUGUAUUUAGAAGGCUUCUUGAUCCAGAUGUCCCUUCUCCCCCUUCUGUGGCGGUGACAAAUUCCCAUCUACUCCGCGGUUUGCAGACGAAAGAAAUGGAGACGUGGAGAGAACAAAUUUUGCAUGGAACGAUGGGAUGGUUUAAUCAGCUGAAAAGGUUUGCUGAUGAAAACUUUUCUAAUAGAAGGCGCCAUAGAUUGCUCAGUGAAAUUGAACCCUCCCUCUUUCCAAAUGAUCUCAGUGGUUUCUUCAGUGGAGGAGCAGCGGCUAAGGAUGUGGGUGUUGCUACGUUGGUUGGCUACUUUAUGCGCUUACCCCAGGAAGUUCACCUAGCCCGUGUCGCGCAUGUGUUAGAGCGAGCAAAUGCUUACCGUUCUACAAUAGAUGAGCUGUGGCAAACCCCAAUGCUUGGUCAAAAGCAGACCAAAUCGUCACGUUUGUUCAGGCAGGCGUUGGCCCAUCGCAGGCAGGAGAUCGAAAUGAGUUUAAAUACAAAACUUACUGCAACUGCGCAGAAGAAAAUGUUCGAUUGGGAGCAUCCUAUCUCCUUGAUGGAACAGUUAGAGGGCAUUGAUGUCCUUAUUGACUCUGAGGUGGAAAAACUCAAUAAGAAGUUCUCAAUAAUGCUCAAUGCCGGUUCAUGUCAAUUUCAGCAGGAGGUUCAUUCCCUUUUGAAGCAACUUCUAUUAGAGAUUGCUGCAGAUUGGGAUAACGUCGCAGGAAAAGUGGUGUUUGAACGUUUUCUUAUAGCAGCGCAGAAGCUCAGCGUAGAGCUGUUCGCAGAAUGGAUACCUCAUCUCUUUUACGAAGAAAGAUCAGCCGAUUCAGAUCCGAAGAUAGAAAACUCUCGUAAUGCUUUGCACAAUGCCCUUAAGGCGAAGGUACCCAAGGUCAUUUCAAGUUCUGUCAUCAAGUAUACCCUUACUGAUGCCUACCGGCAGAUGGUGUGGAACUUGGACUUGAAGAAGGUUCUUAGCAUCCCUCGUGUCCGCAAAGGCAAAUGCAUUGGAGUGUCUGAGUCCAAGGUGUGGUCAGAUAUCGAUACCCUUGUACGGAAAAAGGCCGCCACUUUGCAGGAGCAUGUCGUGCAGCACUCCCGCCAGCAAUCUCAAGCUGUCAAGCAGCUAGUCUCUAGGUUGAAGGUCACAAUUACUGAAACGUUUGCCCAAUCCGUGGAGGAUUUUGCCACAAUAACCUCUGCCUUAGAGAGCAUUGCUCAGGGACAAAGCUCCACGAAUAAGAACCCGCUCGUCGUUCUCCGCAAGGAGCUUCUUGAGUUCACCACUCAGUUAACCGAAUACUUGCAAAGGCAUAAGAAUCUGAGAAAAGUUUUCGGAGAAGAGGAAGUGAGCAGCAUACUCCAAUCUCGGUACGGUUCUCACGCUAGUGGCCUGCAGCAACAAGCACCAUCAGAUGAUGAACGUCGAAAGAAAGUGAAAUACACUCUGUAGCCUAACAUGGAUUCGAGCCCAUCACCGAACUGUUUUAUCUCUUCGAACUGUAUUUUUUGAGUUUGCAUCUAUUAGCCUAAAUUCUACAAACUCCGCACCUUCGCUGAGCAUGUCAUUGAUGUACAGUGGUUGAGAAUCCUCCUUUUAAGGAGAAGUAUUCUUUGUGUAAAUAGAUGCAAGGGCAUGUGCCGCGGUUUAAGGUCCUACGUCUCACCCGAAGGAUUUGAAGAAACAAAGUUGGUACGCAUUGUUGUACUGGAUUACCUUCCAAAAUGUUGGUUUGCUUCUUC